Molecule: messenger RNA, 2089 nt
Organism: Neltuma alba
Lineage: Eukaryota; Viridiplantae; Streptophyta; Magnoliopsida; Fabales; Fabaceae
Product: pentatricopeptide repeat-containing protein At3g56550-like
Exons: 2
Coding region: 238-1995 (585 amino acids)
Biological process (GO): RNA modification
Molecular function (GO): RNA binding; protein binding; zinc ion binding
Source: RefSeq, a predicted model, not a curated record
CGCUCUCUCUCCGCCUUGCCUGAGCUCUAAGUAGUGGCCGCCGCAGCACCGCUCGUCCUCUCCAGUCUCCACCGCACGGCCUCGGUCUGCUCCUUUCAUCUCUCCAGUCUGCGCGUUGCUUUCUGUUCUUCGUGUGUGCUGUAUGCCUCGUGUUCGGUUGAAAAUCAAAAUUGGCUGCGUUAUUUAAUGAAGUAUGAAGAUUUUCUAUGAUUGCAGCAACUGGGUCUUGACUACAAUAUGCUGAAAUGUCUUGGCCCAAAACCAAGCACAAUCCUUACCAUCUUACAAGGGUGCAAUAAUAUCAAAAGGCUUAAAAAGAUCCAUGCCCAUGUCAUCAUUAGUGGACUCCAGCACCAUGUUACUAUUUCCAACAGACUCUUGAACUUCUGUGCUGUCUCAGUCACAGGUUCCAUGUCUUAUGCUCAACAUCUGUUCCAUCAUAUGGACAACCCUUCAACUGAAGCAUGGAACUCCAUUAUCAGAGGCUUUGCACAGGGCUCGUCACCUCACCAAGCACUUCUUUACUACAACGCCAUGAUUUCUGCUUCAGUUUCUCAACCUAACGGCUAUAUUUUCUCAUUUGUUCUCAAGGCUUGUGAGAAGACUAAGGAUGAAAAGAAAUGUAGAGAAGUUCAUGGAUCUAUAAUCCGACGAGGGUAUGAGAGAGAUAUUGUUGUUUGUACUAAUCUGAUGAGAUCAUACGCAGGGAAUGAAUUGAUUGAGGGGGCACGAAGAGUUUUUGAUGAUAUGUCUGACAGAGAUUUGGUUUCUUGGAAUUGUAUGAUAUCGUGCUAUUCUCAAGCAGGUUUUCAUCAAGAUGCUUUGACAUUGUACAAUCAAAUGCGGGAAAAAAAUGUUGGCUUGGAUGGGUUUACACUUGUUGGCUUGGCUGCAUCAUGUGCUCAUAUUGGAGCUUUAAAUGUUGGGAUUCAAAUGCACAAAAUUGCUCGUAAAAAGGGUUUUAUGUAUGACAUUUAUGUUGCCAACGCUCUUAUUGAUAUGUACGCAAAAUGUGGAAGCUUAGACAAUGCACUUUCUAUCUUCAACAAGAUGAAGAAGAAGGAUGUGUUUACUUGGAACUCGAUGAUUGUUGGCUACGGAGUUCAUGGUCACGGAGAUAAAGCAAUAUCACUUUUUAAGCAGAUGUUGAUGGCUGGAAUCCAGCCGAACUCUAUCACAUUUCUUGGUUUAUUAUGUGGAUGUAGUCACCAGGGUUUAGUCCAGGAGGGUAUUCGAUAUUUCCACUUGAUGAGCUCCGACUUCAAGCUGAAACCCGAAGUCAAGCAUUACGGUUGCAUGGUGGAUCUUUUUGGACGAGCGGGAAAACUUGAUGAGGCACUUAAGCUUAUAAAAUCUUCUUUCUUUGAUGCUCCGGUGCUUUGGCGCACAUUACUCAGCUCUUGCAAAAUUCAUAGAAAUGUGAUGAUUGGUGAAAUUGCCAUGAACAAUCUGGUCCGACUUGGGAUGUCAAAUGCUGGUGAUUAUCUGCUAAUGGCCACAUUAUACGCUGGAGCUAAGGAUACAGAAGGGAUCGCACGGAUGAGAAAACUUAUGCAAAGCCAAGGAAUAAAGACCACCGUGGCCUGGAGCUGGAUUGAGGUUGAAGAUCAAAUUUACAAGUUUCUUGUGAAUGAUAAUUCACACCCUGAGUCUGACAACAUUUAUGCCAAACUAGAGGACAUUAUUCAUCAGGCUGCCUUAUUUGGCUAUGUACAAGAGGAAGAGGUUAUGGGCACAUAUCCUUUAUUUAGUACUGAAAUGAGUUUGGGGAGUUCAAGUUCUAAACAUAGUGAGAAGUUGGCAAUUGCCUUUGGGUUGAUAAAAACACCAGCCAAAUCAUGUUUACGAAUAAUGAAGAAUUUGAGGGUUUGUAAUGAUUGUCAUACGUUUAUAAAAUAUAUUUCUAAAGCAUUUGAUCGGGAAAUUAUUGUUAGGGAUAGAGUCAGGUUUCAUCACUUCAGUAAUGGAUCAUGUUCAUGUGGAGACUAUUGGUGAAAAGUCAUAUUUAUCUUCAAAGCCUCUUAAUUAUUUUAUCCACUUUUAUGACAUGGUUUUAUAAUUACUGAGAUGCUGAACUUCAGCUUUGCAC